This is a messenger RNA of Morone saxatilis (striped sea-bass), 1556 nucleotides long. RefSeq lists its product as uncharacterized. The record is from RefSeq and is a predicted model, not a curated record. Lineage: Eukaryota; Metazoa; Chordata; Actinopteri; Moronidae.
UACCCGCCGUCAGUCUGGAGCCGCCGCCGAUAUGAGCGGAUGAAAUCUACCAACAGUCCCCAGAAGUCGCUGCCAGCCGCAGCAGCAACCAGCAGUAAAUCUCCCCGUUCUGCCCCCGGCGCCGGGGCCGGAGGGCGGGGGCAGGUGGAGCCGGAGGCGUUGCGGCUGUGGUGAUGGUGUUGGACUCAAGUGAAGUCUUCAUGGAUCAGGUUGAGGGUGAAAGCGGCAGGGAGCCGGAUGUCCGAGCAGAUCCACCUAAAGCCGGCGCCACGACGCCCAGGACGCCGGCCAAGAGGAGCGGCGCCGCCAAGAAGGGGAAGGUGUCCCACAACGGGCUCCCAGCAGCCAACAGCAGCCAGGUAGCAGACAGGAGGUCGUCCAAAGGCGGCGGCGGCACGCCCAAAGGCGGCAGCGGCACGCCCAAAGGCGGCGGCACCACGCCCAAAGGCGGUGGCGCCACGCCCAGACCGCCUCUCCGCCGCCCCCUCAGCCUGGAGAUGACGCCCCAGCGGCUGCGAGGGUCUCAGGAGCAGAUGGCGGACAGGCGGAUCGUGCAGCCUCCUUGGCGCAGCGGGUCGGCCGCCCCCUCGCCGCCGGCUCGCAGCCUCACCAGCCCCAGCCUCGGCGCCGGCGGCUGGAUGCGCCGCAGCGAGAGCACCUGCUCCGUCAACUACUCCCUGGGGCUGCGGGCCGGCAGGGGGCAGAUGCGACCCGCCACGGUGAUGGUGAUGAUGGUGAUGUUUUCCGUGUUCCUGCAGGCGGUUGGAAUCAUGGAGUGCGUCCUGAGGAAGUUCGGCUCCUACGAGAACUUCGAGGAAGUGACGGGCGGCAGCGUCCUCCCGAAAAGUCAAGUCUGGGCGGCCGUACGCAAAUAUCUGCAGAAGGAAGGCUGCGUGGGAGAGGUUGUGGUGCGUCUGUCUGACGAGCUGCUGUCUCAGGCGGUGAUGGUGGUGGAGAGCUGUCGUCCCACUCUGACCAUCAACCUGGCGGGAGCUCGGCAGCACUGGCUGGAGGGGAUGCUGAGACACGAGAUAGGCACACAUUACCUGCGAGGGGUGAACAACAACCUGCAGCCGUGGGCCACCGCCGAUGGCAGGAAGCAGUUCGGCCUCAAACCCGCCAAUCCCACGGAGGAGGGCCUGGCCAGCCUGCACAGCGUGUUGCUACGGAAACAGCCCUACCUGUGGCGAGCGGCUCUGCUCUACUACACGGUGUACCACGCCACCAGCAUGAGCUUCAGCCAGCUCUUCAGCCACAUCGCUCGCUUCGUCCAGGACCCGGGUCGCUGGGAGUACUGCCUGCGAGCCAAGGAGGGACAGACGGACACCUCGCAGCCCUCUGAGCCGCCGCGGAUGAUGAGCGGACCCCCGAUUAAAUCUACCAAUCAGUCCCCAGAAGUCGCUGCCAGCGGAUCUAAUCAGCCGCGCAGCAAUGCCAGCAGUAAAAUCUCCCGUUCUGCCGCCGCCGGGCCGGAGGCGGGGCAGGUGGAGGCGGGGAGCGUUGCGGCUUGUGUUGAUGGUGUUGGACUAAGUGAAAAGUCUUCAGGAUCAGGUUGA